UUCUCAUCCUCAGCGCUCAGCGCACAAAACUAAAACAGCGUCGUUGGGGAGCGGGUAGACUGCCCUAGUGCUCCCGGGCUCGGCUCAGGCUUCAGGAAGGCUGCAACUUAUCGAUGGAAAGUAGAUAAGAUACUUACAUGGUGGCUCCGAAAGCCCCUAACUCCUGUAUCAGGUAGUUCGAUUCCCCUUGUAUUUAUCUUUUAUCGGCUCUGAGAUUCAUCUCUGAGCUUUAAUCUCCGAGAUACGGUUUCUUUGUUGCAUAUAAUGUAUACAAACCUGACCAGAGCUCAGGGUUUUCCACGGGUUCCAAAGAUUUCUCCGGGUUCUAAAUGCUUCCAAUCAUCCCACGCGUUGAAGACCCAAUGCUUACCAUUUUGCUCAGCUCCAAAACCCUCUCAAAACCCCUUGUUAAAGAAUCCCAAUUUUUAUUCACAUAAGGCCAGGAAUAAAAUUGGAAGCUUCUGUUUGAUGAAUCCAGUAAAGUAUUCAACCGAAUUGCUGCAUGGAACCUUGGAAACGGGAAAACUAGUGAGUUCUAGGCAUGUCUCGUAUGGGCUGCUGCUUACAAGUUCUGGACGUUAUUGCCUUUCAUUAAGGCCGAGAAGUUUUUCGAGUUCUUACGCUGGGAAGGUUAACGAAGGGAUUGGUGUGGGAAGAGCGGGAAAGCAACUUCCUUGGUUAGCGUCAAAUGAAGUUAGGGAAGCUAAAGAUUCGGGGAAGACAAAAGUGACAAGCAUUAGGGGCUCCAUUCAAGAAGAAUCAGCAGAUAAGGAAAAGAAAUUCAGUAACAGUUCUUCUGUGGAGGAAUCUCUGAAGAGGUCAGGGAAGUUAAAUUACAGGUCCUCUUGGGAAGAAUCAAUUCAAAGGUUAGAGAAUUCGACAAUUCUGGAAUCUGGACAUUCUUCUUUACUAUCAUCAGCAAAAUUCAAUACAAAAGGUGAAAUUUCUGCAGUUAAAGAAAGUAGGUACGGGUCAAUGAAGAUUGUGGGAGAACAGAGAAGUGUUUAUGGUGGCAGGCGUGGGAAGUUGGGUGAUGAUGAAGAAGAAGGUAAUGAUGAAACAGAGGAGGCUAUUGACGACCCAAGGUGGGAUAACAUAAAAAAUAAAUUCAGGGGGAUCGCGGGAGGAAGAGCUGGAUCAGAGAGACCUGAGCUUCGGAGAUGGAAUAAGCAGGAAAGUUGGGGAAGAAAGACAUGGAAAGAGGCCACACAAUCAACUGUGCCUAAGAUUGUUGGCGAGGGAGUCUAUGGAGUUGGACCAGUUUUGGCUGCAUUAUCAGCUGGAAGAAGGGAAUUCUAUGCAUUAUAUGCACAAGAAGGACUGGACUUGAGUAGCAACAACAGGAAGAAGAAGGACAAGAAAGGAUUUGAGAGAGUUCUGAGGAUCGCUGAAAAGAUUGGAUUAAGUGUUAAAGAAGCAUCAAAACAUGACCUUAAUAUGGUAGUUGAUAAUCGCCCUCAUCAAGGCUUAGUGUUAGAUGCUUCACCGUUAGAGAUGGUAAAAAUAAAAGAAUUAGAUCCUAUUUCUGUUGAGGAAGGGAGAGGUUGCCUUUGGGUAGCCUUGGAUGAGGUUACUGAUCCUCAAAAUUUGGGGGCAAUAAUUAGGUCUGCUUAUUACUUUGGAGCUUCUGGGAUAGUAUUGUGUGCAAAAAAUUCUGCCCCAUUGAGUGGUGUUGUAAGCAAAGCAAGUGCAGGCUCGCUUGAAUUGAUGGAGCUCAGAUAUUGCAAGAAUAUGAUGCAGUUUCUAGUGUCUUCAUCUGAAAACGGUUGGCGAGUUCUUGGAGGCUCUGUGUCCUCAAAAGCUGUCUCCUUGGAUGAUAUUGUUCCUGGUCCACCUACAAUUCUUGUUUUGGGCAGUGAGGGGACCGGUUUGAGACCUUUGGUUGAGAAAUCAUGUACUCAUUUAGUUAGGAUUCCUGGGAAUAUUCCUGUUGAUCUGACUGCUAGUGAAUUAGAUGGUGAAACUACUGGUUUGAAUUGUGAGAUUUCUGGUAAAGACUUCCAAUCAUAUUUAGCUGUGGAAAGCUUAAAUGUUAGUGUUGCAGCGGGAGUGCUGCUUCAUCAUUUAAUUGGAAAAAAGUUAGAGGCAUCAUUGCCACAUGUGGGUAGUCAGGGUGAUGCACUUGAAUGAGAACUUGGAAGAUCGUUGAACGCGAACAUUGACUUUGUUUGUGCUACUCCGAGUUUCUCUUGGUGAAACCUUGUUUAUUUCUUUCAUCAUGUAUUGCAUAACCGGUUAUCUCAUUGGUCAUGUAAUGUAUUCAUCUUACGUGCUCAAUUUUUUAGGGAGUGAAUUAUGUUUAAGGACCACAUUCAUGAUUAAGAAUCACUAAUGAUAAUUUUCAAAAUAA
This is a messenger RNA of Neltuma alba, 2350 nucleotides long. RefSeq lists its product as uncharacterized. The transcript has a single exon. The coding region runs from base 265 to 2130 and encodes 621 amino acids. Gene Ontology annotation, molecular function: rRNA (guanine) methyltransferase activity; RNA binding. Gene Ontology annotation, biological process: rRNA methylation. Lineage: Eukaryota; Viridiplantae; Streptophyta; Magnoliopsida; Fabales; Fabaceae. Gene Ontology annotation, cellular component: chloroplast. The record is from RefSeq and is a predicted model, not a curated record.